This is a messenger RNA of Aspergillus chevalieri, 1443 nucleotides long. RefSeq names its product Tim22-complex subunit TIM54 (gene TIM54). NCBI's taxonomy places the organism in Eukaryota, Fungi, Ascomycota, Eurotiomycetes, Eurotiales, Aspergillaceae. The transcript has 2 exons. The record is from RefSeq and is a predicted model, not a curated record. Gene Ontology annotation, biological process: sphingosine biosynthetic process. Gene Ontology annotation, cellular component: intracellular membrane-bounded organelle; membrane; cytoplasm. Bases 1 to 1443 code for a protein of 480 amino acids.
AUGGUGGACUCUUCCAAUUCUGCCCUGGCAGCCGGCCAGGCUCAGUCGAAGCCGGCUCCUAAAGCACAAAAUCCAGCCAUGAGGAUGCUCGGAAUGCCCAAUUUCCGCUUCAAGUUGCCUUCUCGGAAUUGGAUGAUAUUCCUCACUGUCACUGGUUCCUUCACCGCCGCUCUCCUCUACGACCGCCGGGAGAGAAAGCGCUCCCAGCAAAAAUGGUGCGAUUUGGUGGCUCACCUUUCCAAGGAGACUCUUCCCAUUGAGCAGACACGGCGCAAGUUGACAAUCUACCUGGCCGCCCCUCCGGGUGAUGGUCUUCGAAUUGCGCGGGAUCACUUCCGCGAGUAUGUGAAACCGAUUCUGGUGGCGGCCGCGCUGGACUACCAGGUUAUCGAGGGUCGACGGGAAGGCGACAUUCGUGCGGGCACAGCGGAGAAUAUCCGGAAAUUGAGACGGAAGGCUGGCGAACCGAGCAGUGUGGUGGAAGAGCAAAGCACUGAACAGAUCAUUGCCGCAGCAAGGCAGAGUAUGGGGGUUUACGAGGAACCUGGUCCACAGGGUGACAUCGUGAUUGGACGGCAUACAUGGAAGGAAUAUAUCCGUGGUCUCCACGAAGGGUGGUUGGGACCGCUUGAUCCUCCACAGCCGCCUGCGCCGGUGGAAGAGGUUACUAACCUCCAAAAUAACCCCGAAACUACCCCCGCAGAAUCUCCUGAGAAGGAGGGCGAACAAGCCCCCGAGAGUAAAGAGAAGGAAGAGGAAAAGGAAAAGGCGAAAAAGAAACCGGCAGGCCCGGCUCCAGCAUACAUUGCUCCCGCCGAUUACCCGUCCCGAGCCCUUCCUCCCACUCUCCCAGAGUCCUUUGACGGCUCUGUCCCAAUCGCGUUCCCGCACCUCCUGGGCUUCCUGAACACCCCGAUCCGACUGUAUAGGUAUCUCAACCGACGUCAUCUCGCGGAAGACAUCGGCCGCGAGGUCGCCGGUGCCGUCCUCGCCUCCUACACCAGGCCCUACCACGACGACAUCAUGCCCUCAGACUCCGAAUCCGUGACCACAACCCCCACGUCUAUCCCUGGCCAUGAUGUGACAACAGACCUUCCGCCCCGGAACUACGAGCAGCAGACUAUCCUCGAGGAGGCGGAGCGAGAAUGGCACAAGUCGGUCCACAAGCGCGACCCUGUCGGCCCCAACGGCGACAACGAACGCGAAUGGCUGGACAAUGUUGUUUUGGAUCCUCGGAUUGCUUCCCGUAUGCAGCGCUACACGCUCUGCCCUCACGAAGAGGCUCGUGCCCAGCGCAUUGUUGAGGGCACAGAGUACAUCCUUGGUGAGAAGAGGCCUGCCCCCGUUCCUUUCUGGAAGAACCUCUGGGUUCAGUAUGGAUACGGCGAGGAUGAGGAGACGCUCAAGCGGAAGCCGAUCCUUGGAAACAUUGAUGAAGAGUAA